Molecule: messenger RNA, 1016 nt
Organism: Cryptomeria japonica (Japanese cedar)
Lineage: Eukaryota; Viridiplantae; Streptophyta; Pinopsida; Cupressales; Cupressaceae
Product: CDGSH iron-sulfur domain-containing protein NEET
Exons: 2
Coding region: 192-461 (89 amino acids)
Biological process (GO): regulation of autophagy
Cellular component (GO): intracellular membrane-bounded organelle; mitochondrial outer membrane
Molecular function (GO): 2 iron, 2 sulfur cluster binding
Source: RefSeq, a predicted model, not a curated record
UCAAGGGGAAAGCUACCUAAAAUCAAAACACAAUUCUAUCGUAUGGUGGCGAUCAGAACACGUCAUCAACAAGCACAGCAUCAGAUUUUUGGACACCUUUUCGGGCUACGAAUCGCUAACAAGCUUGUGCUGCCCACAAGAUAAAAACCACGUUUCUGAUAUCCAAAUCUUCGCUCAUACAUCGCUAAAGAAUGGCCAUGCUGGUAACAAGCCUUGCCAAUGGCUAUUACGCCAAACCCUUAGCCGGAAAGUCCAGUUCUAUUUCUCUCUCAAAGUCUUCUCGCAGGAUCUCUCUCAAUGUGCCAAGAGCCCAGGCCACUCCCAUUAAUCCAUCUAUACGAAAGGAGGAACCCAAAGUGGUUGAUAAUGUUCCUGUUGCUGAGCUCUCUAAGCCACUAACUGCCUAUUGCAGAUUCACGAACAAUGAGAUAAGCUUCCCUUACACUGACAUGCUGGGUUAGCCAAUGAUAACAUACAAUCAGCCUACUGUGUUCUCUAACAGCCAUGCAAAUAAGCAACGGGACAUUACAACAGUAUAUAUCGGUAAUGACCUUUUAGGUUGUUUUAGGAUCAGCAAGCAUGUUUUAAUGUAAAAUAAGCACUUAAUGGAAUAUUUUACGCAUUCUUUUAAUGCCCCUGGACAUGGAUUUCUGGGAGCAGCUGGACAUGGUUUGGCUGGGGUAUGGGGUACCCAAAGCAGCAGGGCCUGUACCUUGGUCCAACUGUAUGGGGUCCUUCUCUCUCUCCCGUUUGUCCUGCAAUGGGACUCAAAACAGAAGAACCUGGUGACGUGACUCUAAGGGGCUUCUAGGUCUCUCUAUCAGUAUAUAUACAGAGAAGAAAAGAAAGAACCUUUCAUGUAUUCACCAUAGAUCAUAAUAUGAUCAUCCACAAGGAAAGGCCUCUAAGUUACAUCUUUCUCAGUUCUUGUAGAAUUUUAAGUUUGUUUGCCUUCUUCUAUUAAGCAAUGAUUUAUGUUCUCGUAAUUCAAUUGCCUUGUUUUUUCUUCUCCUCUA